UUCCGUCGUUUCGCUCAUGAAAAACCAGAGAAGGGAAGAGGGAGGGACGAAGUUUACUGUUCAUUUACAAGAAAAGAAACGGAUUUCCUCACAAGCUUACAUAGCCUCAGAUUCUCCUCUCCUCUCCUCUCCUCUCCUCCCCUCCCAUUGCCCGACAUAGCCCUCUGCAUUGUACAUAAGUUCACUUCCAGGCUCUUCGAUUUUUCCAUUCAUUCCAGGUCCCACCAUGUCAUUGUCCCUCUUCAGGCUCUUCUUCCUCCUGCUGUGCUUCCUUCCUCUCGCUUUCUCCGAAGACUCUGCUCCCAGCUCUGAUGCUUCGCUCCCGAGGCCCUUGAUCAUCGAAUACCCGCAACCCAGCAAAGCCGUCGACGAGGAGCUGAGGUUACGGUGUACAAGCUGGAGGUUCGCGGCCGAGACGAACAACCUUAGCCCGUGGAAGACGAUUCCGCAAGAAUGCGCGGAGUAUGUGAAGGUUUACAUGACGGGCGAAGGUUACAGCUUGGACCUCCAGAGGGUCUCCGAGGAAGCCGGGUUUUAUGCGAAGAGCGUGGAGCUGAGCGGCGACGGGAAGGAUGCGUGGAUCUUCGACAUCGACGAGACUCUGCUGUCGAACCUUCCAUACUACGCCAACCACUUAUUCGGCUUGGAGGUUUUUGAUCACCCGGAGUUUGACAAGUGGGUGGAGAGGGCAUCGGCGCCUGCAAUACCGCCCAGCCUGAGACUCUAUGAGCAGGUGCUCCAGUUGGGCUUCAAGGUCUUCUUGCUGACAGGGCGAACAGAAAAACAUAGGGGCGUUACUGUUGAGAACCUGAUCAAUGCUGGGUUUCAGAAUUGGGAUAAGCUUAUACUGAGAUCUUCCGAAGACUAUGUAAAACUAGCUACUGAGUAUAAAUCGGAGAAGAGGGACGAAAUGGUGAAAGAAGGAUACAGGAUUCUCGGGAACUCAGGGGAUCAAUGGAGUGACUUACUGGGCUCUGCAAUGUCUGCACGCUCAUUCAAGCUUCCGAACCCGAUGUAUUACAUUUCCUAGCAGGACGGGAGAUUGUUUAUAGUUUACUCAGCCUAAUAAAUUUGUACAGUUGGAUUACAGUACCGCCAUUCUAUGCUUAAUUUGUUCAUAUCGUCUCUCUCGCUUGAUUUUC
Messenger RNA from Punica granatum (pomegranate), 1142 nucleotides. The record is from RefSeq and is a predicted model, not a curated record. Lineage: Eukaryota; Viridiplantae; Streptophyta; Magnoliopsida; Myrtales; Lythraceae.